GUACCCCGGGGAUCUCAUGUGAAAAUGACGUGCUUCUCCCAGAACGCGAGGACCUCCUCGGAAGAGCUAGGCGAACCCAUUUCUUUUGGCCCGAGGCCUUCGAGGCCCAUCAUUGUGCAUGCUUAAUGCAUUUCUAUAUUGAGAAGAUAGCGCCGCUGGCUGAUAUUGGUGAUCCCCUGCGAAAUGGAGCCUUGGUUGUCCCUGCUAGGGCAAGGAUGUGUCCGCCUUUGUUGAACGCAAUCCUCACCUGCGCUGCGAUCGUAUUGUUCUCCUCACCCACGUACCGCACCGAAGAUGGGGUGUGUCAAUAUCGAGGUGUGCUUCUCCCGUCGUUGACAUACGCCAGAAUCUUACAGCAUCACAAUGCUUGCGUCGCCAACCUACUUGAACUCUGCGACCACACUGCUUUUGCUGAAGAUGAGAAUCUAUUAGCGGCGCUCGUCAGCUUGAGGUUCCAUGAAGAAAUGGAUAGCCGAUACCAAACAGGAGAAGACAAGGAGAGGCUUCUCACCACUUUACGAAUUUUCUUGAACGCGCAGACAAAGAUCAUCUUACAACAAACCGAUCCUCGACUAUCAAGUCAUAGUGCUAUCGACCAACCUGUGCUGCCGUCCGCUCCAUCAAUUGACUAUUUGAAGAGCUUCAGACACGCCCUGUUUCGAAAUGCGCUAAGACAGGAGCUGACAGCGGCAUACAUGACGCAACGUGGUGUCCAGUACCCGCUGGUGGCAUGGUCUUUUCUUGAUACCAUUGAAUCGUCCGACUAUGAGGAUUUGAUUUGGUCAGAUCGACAUUUGCUUCACUGCGCUCGGGUCCUUGACUUCUGCUACGACGCGAAGGAAUCUGAUGCGGUGAGCAACGUGCAAAGAUGGACAGACUUGAAAGGCUAUGAAGCACGUUGGGAAGAACAAAUGCCAACCUCCUUUCUUCCUCUUUUCGAGGAGAGCCCCUGCAGCGCACCCGGCCCGCUACUCUAUCGCGUUUGGUAUCUGUCAACCCUGCACCUUACGGCCGUGCAGUUCCUCGAACUUUCCCGCAUUCUGCUUUUAGCAACGGACCCUACAAUACCACGCUUAGGUCCACGGGCAGUAGUUGCGAAGCAGCGAAUAUCCAGCGAAAUCAAACGUAUUGUUCUCCAUGUUUGCAGUAUCGCAAUAUCAUACGAAGAGUUAACGCCAGCUUGGGUUCAAGCGUCCAUGGCGAUAUUUAUUGGCGGUGAGUUUUUCACUGAUACCGAGGAGCAAGAUGUUCUUUUAGGUGUCCUGCACCGCCUUGAAAAAGACCACGGCUGGCCAUCCUCUCACAUCGCCACGAGGCUCAAGCAUGCAUGGAAGCAGGGACAUUCUUCGUCCACCCAUCCGGCAUGAAUUUGGCCUCUGUUUUGCACUCAAGUUCGGUCUUGGGAGCCGCUGAAAUGCCAUGCAGCGCCACUCCGAACAUGGCAAUCGUUUCUGGGCCUCUGUCCAC
This is a messenger RNA of Cladophialophora immunda, 1467 nucleotides long. RefSeq lists its product as uncharacterized. Gene Ontology annotation, cellular component: nucleus. Gene Ontology annotation, molecular function: DNA-binding transcription factor activity; transcription cis-regulatory region binding. The record is from RefSeq and is a predicted model, not a curated record. The transcript is spliced from 2 exons. Gene Ontology annotation, biological process: positive regulation of transcription by RNA polymerase II. Bases 126 to 1367 code for a protein of 413 amino acids. Lineage: Eukaryota; Fungi; Ascomycota; Eurotiomycetes; Chaetothyriales; Herpotrichiellaceae.